Molecule: messenger RNA, 1361 nt
Organism: Oncorhynchus tshawytscha (Chinook salmon)
Lineage: Eukaryota; Metazoa; Chordata; Actinopteri; Salmoniformes; Salmonidae
Product: centromere protein N-B
Exons: 10
Coding region: 143-1147 (334 amino acids)
Biological process (GO): CENP-A containing chromatin assembly; chromosome segregation
Source: RefSeq, a predicted model, not a curated record
ACGAAACAGGAAGUGCGACCCACCAAAUAAUUCCGAUUGGUUGUCUCUCGUUCGGCGGUUUGUUUUGUAUUUGUGUGUCUGCUGUUAGCUUACUAUCUAAUGCGUUUUAAGAGUUUACUUGGUUAAAACAAACAUUUUAAGCAUGGAUGACUCUACAAAGCGUAUAUUACAACGUCUGAUACGACGAAUCCCUUAUCAAAUGCUCCAGAAAAUGCUUGGCAAGUGGGCUCAUCUAUCAAAUGAGGACCUGCAUUCGCUGGACUUCACACAACCAAAAUGGGUGUUGACGGAACAUCUACUGGCUUUCUGUGAGGAGAAGGGCUUGACAGUGAAACACAUCACAGAACUCGAAAUGAUCUAUAUCAUUGAGAAUCCAAACCAGGGAAUGUGGCAUGGCUUCCAGCUCCUUGAUGCAGAGGAGGAAGCACCAUCCAUUGAACUGACACAGUUCAAGGAACAGUUCAAGGCCAACCUCACAGAGCUCAUCAGGCAUGUGUCUAUUAAAAUAAAGAAACACACAGAUGAGGCCAUAUGGAUACGUGUUGCCUGGGGGGACAACUUCACAAAGCCUAACCACCUUAAACCCACAUAUGUUGUCCACCAUCUUCAGACCCCUUAUGUCUUUGUGACCGGCUUGACUUCAAAGUAUAAGCCUCUUUUAAACCAGGCCUUGGUUCUGGCCACCAGAUAUGGCUCUAUGAAGGACGCUCACCUCAGUGGACGGAACCUCAUCGCCAUCAGAGACCUACUGACGAGGCAGUACCAACAGGUGUUCCCCACCAAACAUCCAAAACCUCUUCAGGAAAAGAAUCCUGUCCCUAGAAACCCCAAUAUAGAGAACGAACAGGCUGAGAAUACAGAGAACCGUCUUCAGAUGGCCUGUGAGGCCUUUGGCGAUGGGACACUACCUCAACUGCAAAAAGCUGUCUACAAGCUGGAGACCAAGUUCCGAGAUAACUCUAACAAAACGUUGACAGGCAGAGAAGAGCCCUUCAGAGGAGUGGUGGAGUUUGCCAGCACCAACCUCCUAGAGUCACUCAGGCACUGUGUGUCCUCAGGUAUGGCGUCAACCCCAGUCACCCCUCUUCUCUCAUCCAUCACACAGAAAGGGAGAAACUAUUUUGUUAUCACAGACAAAGGAGUUUAAAUCAAAUUUAACUAUAAGAACUACCAGAACAAGUCGUGUAUAUUUUGUAUUGAAUGUGUUAACAUUUUAUGGGGUUUAACAUUCAUUUUUUAGAACACCUUGUUUACCCAUUCACUCUGUCCUUCGCCCAGGUGUUAAGAAUAAGAAUCAUCUUGUUAUUGCUUCUCAAUUAGUAUACUACAAUCUGUACUCUAAUAAAUGUUAUUGGAUUUUU